GCUGCGGUAGCAUAAUUGGUCAGUGCAUUCGCCCGGAUUGCGAAGGGUGCGGGUUCGAGUCCCGUCUGCUGCCUGGUCCGCGUGGAUUUUUUUCUAGUUAUAUUUUCUUUAGAUUUAAACAUCAAGCAGUUACAUGCUUUAAAAUAAUAAAAAUUGUAACUAUAAUUGCUAUUUCUUCUUUCAAAUGUUUAAUACUUGUAAAAGUAUUCAUUUGACAUUGUGGGUUACCUAUAAUGCGAAGAGAUGGCGCUGCCUUGCAGCUUAAAAAUGGCUAGAAGAAUUUCGACGCGGUCCGUGAGGGCUGCGGUAGCAUAAUUGGUCAGUGCAUUCGCCCGGAUUGCGAAGGGUGCGGGUUCGAGUCCCGUCUGCUGCCUGGUCCGCGUGGAUUUUUUUCUAGUUAUAUUUUCUUUAGAUUUAAACAUCAAGCAGUUACAUGCUUUAAAAUAAUAAAAAUUGUAACGAUAAAUUUGUCAAUGUACUUUGCGACAAUAUUGAUCUUAGAUAGUUUUUAAUUAUUUUUAGUUUAGAAUAUGACCGUUCGCUGUGGGCUAACGCGGCUGGAAGUGCGAGGUAAAUCCUCAGUUUGGGAAUACUGAUAUCAAUUUAUCGGAAUGAAUCGCCGCAAUGCCAUCAUUGAUCAUCAUCAGAAGGAGGCGGCUGAGAGGGAGGGGGAGGAUGAUCCCCUGGCCGCUCCCUCCCGCCAAAGGAGGACGGGUAGGAGAGGACGGCGGCGCGCCCUGGCUGCGCCCGUCCCAAGACCCUACCCGGGGGGUCCCUCGCUGACCGGCAUGGCGUCAGCUGUGCCGGACACCGACGGACCCCGUGACGGCAGCCCCCUUGUACUUCUGUCCUGCAAAGAGGGGGGCGGCGGAGGGAGCUACACGGGCACGCCCAAGCAGCCCUCCGCAGCGGACGGGGGGCCGUACGGUGGGCACUAGGCCGCGUAGUCAUCGCCCAUGCGCGGGCCAUCCUGCGCACGUCUGCAGGGUCCCCGCGAUACCCCGGGAGACCCCUGCCGUGGAGGGGGCUCCUAGCCGGGGGGCUAGUCCGGGAGGCUGCUAGGUGCGAAGACGCGGAAGAAUCCCUAAACGGGGAUCCCGCGGCCUCGGGCUAAGCAGCGUAGAGGGUAUUCGCAGGGUUUUUUAGCGUAUUUUAUGCCGUAAAGCGCCCGUAAGAGUUACGGGGUCCUCAGUGGAUAGCCACUGCUGGGGCUUGUAAGGCUUGCGGGAGCCAGGUGCGAGGUCCGUUCGGCGGUGUGCCUCUUAAAGGCGCCGUCGUCGGUAAGCAUGCCACGGCAACAUGGCAAGUAUUUUUUGCCUGCGUAUAAAAAAAACAGGUCAAACGCGCUAACCACUUGUGGCAUCGAGCUCCUCAACAAAAUUAAGUACAUACUCACUGACAACUAAGUAGAUACGCGGUAAUGUAAGAACUCAUUAUCGUAACGACGUCGGUUUCGUCGUAUAAUAACACACGUGAACAUACAAAUGCCUGGUCGAUAAGUAUAAUAAAUGUUUGCCAGUGUCUACUAUACAGUUGGAAUGUAGAUAUUCAUUCUAUACAGUGGUGUGGCGCGUGAAAAUGUCCAAUAAUUGCGUAGAGUUUACUGUUAACGGGAAAAAAUGCAGGGUGUACGAGCAGCCAUAUCGGGGCAUGACGCUGAAUGCUUACAUUCGGUACCAGUUGGCUCUGCCUGGUACAAAGGCGAUGUGUCGUGAGGGUGGCUGUGGAGCAUGCAUAGUGGCGGUGCGCGCGCGUCGCGAGCCCAGCGGCAGAGUUGAGCUGUUCUCUGUGAAUUCUUGCUUGGUGCUGGUGUUUUCGUGUCACGGCUGGGACAUAACUACGAUAGAGGGUCUCGGCGACCGAAAGAACGGAUACAGCGAAAUCCAGAAGAGAAUAGUGGGCUUCAAUGCCACACAAUGUGGAUACUGCACACCUGGCUGGGCCAUGAAUUUGUACAGCGUACAAGACAAACAGCUCAGCAUGAUGGAGAUGGAGAGAGCGUUCGCAGGUAACACAUGCCGGUGUACGGGGUUCAGACCUAUCAUGGACACCGUGAAAUCAUUCGCCGUAGACGCGAGCCCCGACCUCUGCCAGAAGGUCAGGGACAUAGAAGAACUCAACAUAUGCCAGAAGUCAAACUCUCCUUGCGAACGAAAAUGCUCAGUCAAUAGCACGGACAGUGAUUGGAGCCUUUUAUACGAGGACUCACCGGAACGCUAUUCAGAAGAAGAAACUAUUUCAUUGGCUAUUGAUAAGAACACAAAAUACUAUAAGGUUUACACUGAAGAAGAAAUCUUUAGGAUACUGCAGCUGAACGGUGUCGACUCUUACAUGCUCAUUGACGGAAAUACAGGGAAAGGAUUAUAUGAAGACUUUGAUUAUCCCCGCAUACUAAUAGACGUUAGCGGUGUCAAGUCCUUAAAGAAUUACAAAUUCGACCAGAACCUAAUCCUCGGCGCCAAUAUUUCUUUGCAAGACAGCAUCAAACUCUUCAAAGAAACUGCUCAAACGAGAUAUGAAUUUAGCUACUUGGCAGAAUUUGCUAAACACUUCGAUCUUAUAGCAAAUUUACCCGUGAGAAAUAUUGGUUCUAUAGCCGGUAAUCUGAUGCUGCGUCAAGCCAUGCCAGACUACCAGUCUGAUAUUUUCAUACUCUUCGAAACAGUCGGUGCUAUCGUCACAGUUCGUGAUAAUCAGGGUUUUAAGAAAAAGUUGACAAUGAGGGAGUUUCUAAAGUACGACAUGCGGGGUCGGCUCAUGCUGUCAGUGGCGCUCCCACCUCUCAACUCUUCUGAGUGGAUUUUUAAAAGUUAUAAAAUAAUGCCUCGCCAUCAAAACGCAUUGGCUAUUGUGAACUGUUGUUUCAUGUUAAAAGUUGAUCGUAAGUGUAACAUCAUUAACGAUGCCAAGAUUGUAUACGCAAACAUCUCGCCUGACUUCAUACACGCUUCGAAGACAGAAGCCUUCUUAAAAGGGAAGAAUUAUUUAAAAGACGAGACUGUCCAAGGUGCUAUCGCUUUAUUAAAAAACGAAAUAAUUCCGAAGAAAAGACCUCCGGAGCAAUCUCCUGAAUGCAGGAAGAAAUUGGCGAUUGGACUAUUCUAUAAGUUUAUGCUAAACUUAGCAUCAUCUAAUGCCGCCCCUCGCAAUAGAUCAGGAGGUGAAUUGAUAAAGCGACCCGUCUCCAAAGGCCAUCAGGACUAUCAGACAGACAAGUCCUUGUUUCCGCUCAAUCAGCCGGUCCAUAAGCUGGAAGCCAUGAUACAAAGCGCUGGAGAGGCACAGUUCGCUAAUGAUGUACCCCCCAUGCCACACGAAGUGUUCGGAGCUUUUGCACUUUCAACUGUAGCUAGUGGGAAAGUGAACAGUGUGAAUACCGAGAAAGCUCUGAAAAUAGAUGGCGUAGUAGCUGUUUACACGGCCAAGGAUAUUCCAGGCAAAAAUUCGUUCACGCGGCCUGGUUUUCAGCUGCAAAUCGAAGAUGAAGAAAUACUCGCAACCGAAAUCAAAUUUCAUGGUCAACCUGUGGCGAUAGUUGUUGCCACAAGCGAAGAGUUGGCAGCCAAAGUUGCCAAACAACUUGAGAUCACUUAUAGAGAUGUCAGCGCUGCAGCUCCCGUACUUACCAUAGAUGAAGCUAAGAAAGAUAGCAAAAGAUACGCUCCUUCCGACAGUGGUAUAGAACCUAAAAGCAAAGGAACUAAUAUAAAGAAAGUAAUCAAAGGAAUUUAUGAGAUAGAAGCGCAAUACCAUUACUAUAUGGAGCCAAUUAGCUCGGUGGUCAUUCCUGUUGAUGGGUUUUUGGAAGUGUAUGACUCAUCGCAGUGGAUGGAUUUGACGCAAAUUGCCAUAGCUCAAUGUCUGGGCAUAAAAGAAAGCGAUGUCGUGGUAAAAGUUCGCCGCCUGGGCGGUGGAUUCGGCGGUAAGAUCAGUAGGAACGUGCAGGCUGUGGCUGCGUGUGCGAUCGUUGCCAAGAAGACCAACACGCCUUGUCGGUUUGUGUUGCCACUGCAGACCAAUCUCACCAUCGCCGGCCGCCGGCUUCCCUGCCAGUGUGAUUAUGAGGUCGGCGUUGACGAUGAUGGUAAAAUCCAAUACCUCAAUGCCAUCAUGGUCGAAGACGAUGGGAGCUCCCACAACGAGAACAUCCUAAGUUACGCUGCAGGGGGAUUCCCCAACUGCUAUGACACGAGUACAUACAGUCUGAAGACGGCAUCUGUGCUCACUGAUCUGCCGUCCAAUUCCUUCUGUAGAGCCCCAGGUACUGCUGAAGGUAUUGCAUGUAUAGAACAAAUUAUGGAGCACAUAGCGUUUGCUGUCAAGAAGGAUCCAACCGAGGUCCGCAAACUGAACAUGAGAACUGAAGACAAUGACAUACCAUAUCUCAUUGAUGAGCUCAAAAAGGAAGCCGACUAUGACAAACGAGCGAAUGACAUCGCUCAAUUUAACAAAGCCAACAGAUGGAUGAAAAAGGCCAUCAGUGUCAACGUGAUGAGUUUUCCCGUGAUUUUCUAUGGAAACUAUAGUGGUAUGGUCAGCAUUUACAGAGGAGAUGGCACAGUAACAGUGACUACGGGUGGCAUAGAAAUGGGACAAGGUUGUAACACCAAAGUUGCCCAAGUGUGUGCUUACGAAUUGGGAAUACCGCUCCAAAAUGUGAGUGUGUUACCCCACCAUUCGUUUACUGCUGCCAAUAACGUAUUUUCCGGAUCCAGCAUAACAAGUGAAAGUGCGUGCUAUGCUGUAAUCAAAGCAUGUCAGAUUCUUAAUAAAAGAUUGGAGCCGAUAAGGGCAAAGAUGACGGAUCCUAAGUGGGAGGACCUAAUUAAGAAAGCGAGCGACGAAGAAAUUGAUCUAACUGCGAUUUACAUGAUGACAGACAAGGAGGCAGAUCUUUCCGGAUAUAAUGCUUACGCUGUCGCUAUUUUGGAAGUCCAGCUGGAUGUAUUGACUGGGCAAUUCGAGUUGCUCAGAUCGGACAUAUUGGAAGAUGUGGGUUUGAGCGCUAAUCCCAGUUUGGAUGUUGGUCAGGUGGAAGGCGGUUACGUUCAAGGGCUGGGAUACUUUAUGUGUGAGAAGUUUGUGUACGACAAAAAGACAGGAAAAUUGCUCACCAAUCGCUCUAUCAAUUACCAUGUUCCGUUAGCGCUCGAUAUCCCAGCAGAGUUAAAUAUAAAACUCCGGUAUAAUUCCAAGAACCCUAAAGGUGUUUUGGGAGCUAAGGCGGUUGGUGAGAUGGGAAUAUGCAUAGCAAACGGUGUCAACCAUGCCCUUGCACACUGCAUAUACGAAUCAAGAAAGGACUCCGGCUACAGUAUGGACAAAUGGAUUAAUAUACACCAAUUAGGCGAUUGAAAGAAGCAUGGAUUCGUCAAAAUCGAUUGAUAGAGUCUUCAUCAAUAAACGCUACUACUAAAACUAUCGAUCGAUGGUUAGAUAAAAUUCUUAUAUUUUAGCAAACUAGUCUCUGAGUUCAAUUAUCGCUCGCUCGGAUGAAAAAUAAGCGGCUCUGUUCUCUUAACGUUGGAUUUAAAAUAGUGUACCGAAAGAAAUUUUUCCACCAUGACACUGGUGUGAAUGACUAGUGUAAAGGUCGAUCAGCCACGAAGUUUACGAGCACCUACGUUGUAAAUCAAAGUAAAAGCCACUUCAGAAAACUAGAUUUGAUAAAUAUCGAUUGGGUAAUAACAAGUUUAUUCGAUCCCAAGACACUUCUGAUACUACCUACCUAUGUUUUGCUUAAAAAGUCCAGAAGAACACAGUAAGAUAACACUACUUUUUACUAGUUUCAUAUUGGUGAGUAAAGGUUCAGAGCUCCACGAGGCAAGGGAUAAGGUUCAGGUUGGUAAAGUGACGAUAGAUGUAGCGGUACACUUUUCUUACACAUCAGAACAACGUAACCGGAUUCCACUUAGGUUAACAUAAACUGUAAAAGUAGCGUUACUUAACUUCUCUUCGUCUUCAAAAAACAAAAAAGUUAAUAAUUUAAGUUAUUGUCUUUUCAUUUCAGCUGUACCAUACGACACCGAAGCAAUAUUGAACGCCUUAGAAGUUAAGUUAGAUGAAAUGAAAAUUACCAAAUAGUUUAAAUAUCACUUAGGGAGGUGCCACACGGGCGUUGCGACUCCGCUAUGCUGUCGCAACGCAACGACUUCAACGUAGUGAACGCCACACGAGCACUGCGUCGGUGCUGUUCUUUUACUAAUGAGAUUAGAUAAAUCAAAAUCUUCCGCACUCAUUUUAUGGCAAGAACUGUCACCUGGUGUGUUAUUAAGAGCGGAGGAGAGCUGAGAGAUAUUCGAGAAAUAGGUAUUUGAAAAAAAAUAUUGCUGUCACGCAUUGGCAAGUACCGUGUGAUAGGGACAACAGAAGUUAAAGCUGAAAAUUGCGUAUAUAAAUUGCCAAAUUUGCAAUUUUUAUUCGCAAUUUCCAGGGUAUUUUCAGGUUUGGCUCUCGACGAUUUCCUCCUCGAAAAUUAGAUAUAUGUAAAAACAUUUUACACACAGAAUAAUCAGUAGUUACACUAUGCGUUUACGUUUUGAUUUUUUUUGUAAAUGCUUAAAUCUCCACACCGUCUUGUGUGUAAUAAAAAUUUGUUUAUUUUUGGCCUUUUUCGAAGGCUUCUAGUUUCUUUGAAACACAAGUUAUCGAAAAAAAGAAGACAUAGGAGCAUAGAAUGGGUGAAAUUAUAUUUUUUGUAUGAAAAUCAAUAAAAUUCUUUUGUGAUAAAAAACAAGGAGGAAUCAGUCGAGAAGGUUUGUAUGGAAAAUACAUUGCGCUCAUGCCUUCUUAAAUACUCCUUUGUUUCACCUACCCCAGCUCGUCCUCCUCCUCUCCUUAUGCGUUGCGUCGCUGUGCAUCAUUUCAACGCAUCGUGUGCCAUGUCGUUCAGAUAUUAUAUGCAGAACGACGGAGUCACCGCUCGCUCAGUCGACGCGGCGACUACGCCUGUGUGGCACCUCCCAUAAUGAAACUGUAUGUUUAAGAUAUGAGUUGCGAUAUUUUUACUGUUAAAUCAUGACUUUAAUAAAUUAAUUUUACAUAUGAUUAA
Molecule: messenger RNA, 7051 nt
Organism: Chilo suppressalis (striped riceborer)
Lineage: Eukaryota; Metazoa; Arthropoda; Insecta; Lepidoptera; Crambidae
Source: the annotation of a GenBank genome assembly